CUACGUCUUUAUCGUGAGCGACCCCAAGGUGGAAUUUCUUCUCAGUGGUCUGUGGCCGUCGGCCCUACAGCCGAUCAGUGGGAGGCUUUCAUAAAUUCUCUUUCGUGUCAACCGACCGCAGGUUCCGGACGUCCUGGCCUCUGUGACGAGGAGGAGGCGGAUUUACAGUGUUUUCUACGUCACGAUCUUUUCGAUUUGGUCUCGCAAUCUCUGGGUGAGCUGUACACCACAAAUCCGGAGCUGGAUUCCAGUCACCUGCGCGCCAAAGAGACUCUCGAAGUCAAUUCUUCUCUGGGUGGCUGGGCCCGAAUAAAUAAAAUGCGUCGCUGUCGAAGAAGGCGUCGAAAGCAAUCGUUGAACUCCGGGAUGGCUGCUAAUUCUACAGGCCCUAGUGCUGCCACCGGAGAAGCUCUGUCGCCGACUGCCCGACUUCGUGACGGAAACGGAGCUUCCGGCCCUAGUGCUUCCACCGGAGAAGCUCUGUCGCCGACUGUCCGACUUCGUGACGGAAACGGAGCUUCCGGUACCGCUGGCCUAUCAGCAACCUGCGUUCUUGAUAACAAGGAUCAAAUGAUCAGAUCUGGCUUAGUUGGGAUGAGUAAACCCUCGACAGUGCCGUCAAGGCGACCGGCAGAGGGCAGCAACAACAGUUGUUUGCAGACACCAGCCUUGUCUGGCGUUCAGUUGGCAACUGUACCCUUCUGCAGCAGCUUUGAGUGCGGAUCGUCGACUUACACAGACCAGAAUGUAAAGGCCUCUAGCGCCGCAGCACCCUUUUUUCUUCAACAACAACAGCAACAGAAACAGCGUUUAUCACAUCUCCAGUCGCCAGCAGAUUCCUCACCUAUGUCCGCUGGAACGCCUGUUAACGAGAAUACAAAAUCCGCCUCAUCGGCAGACACUCCGCUCUAUGCUGCAUCCACGCCAAUGCUUGUGCGGGACACAUCUUUAGGAUCCGGCGCGUUGGGUAAGUUAACUUUUUGA
Protopolystoma xenopodis is the source of this 984-nucleotide messenger RNA. NCBI's taxonomy places the organism in Eukaryota, Metazoa, Platyhelminthes, Monogenea, Polystomatidea, Polystomatidae. The record is from the annotation of a GenBank genome assembly.